GGUACAGUGACAGCUGGAAUGUGAUGGCCAGUGUGAAAUGGAAGCGUCGCACAGAUUACGGAGGGCCAAAUUCUUUUCUCUGUGACCAGAGGAUUUGGACUGGCUGUAUUUAUUUUGGAGGACACAGUUUAAACAGCAUGGAGCGGAAAAGAACAAAAGGAAGAAGGAUGGGUUCAUCCCGAAGAACCCUGUACAAACAUGAAGACACAGAUGAGAGUGUAACCGAGACAAGUCUAGAAACUGAAGAAGAUGCUAUUUUUAAUGAAAUGGCUGAAAAAAUUCAAAGACUAUUUUCAGAAGAUGACACAAAUAGUAAUAUAUUUAUCACACGUGAUGACAUGAAGAAAGUCAGUGACAUCAUUUUCUGCACGGUUGAAGACUUAGAACUUCUCUUCGAUGAACUUAAUAAUGAAGGCAAAGGAUACAUAACAUAUGAAGAGUUCACUUCAGAACUGAAAAAUUUUAUGAAUUCAGGUAGCGGUCAAUGGAAUCAAAAAAGAAAAAGAAAAUCUACAAAAAGAAUCACAGAGUUUCCUCACUCUCCAUCAUUAGAGGAAGCAGACACUGAAGAAAAAAAACAAUUUAAGUCCUUUAUGGAACAUCUGGGAGCGCACAAUGUUUUUGAGGAUGAAAGUGAAAUUUGGAAACUGUGGACCAGGCUCAGUCUUGAGGAACCUCAUUUGCUGGAGAACCUAGAAGAAUUCUUGGAAAAAGUGACAAACCAAAUCAAAGAAGCCAAAACAGAAAAGGAAACUCUGGAGAUUAUGUUAAAAAAGAGGAUUGCUGAACAUAAUGAAGAGGUACAGCAUUUAUAUGAGGAGAUGGAACAGCAAAUGUCUGAGGAGAUAAAGAAAUUAACUAAUGAGAGUCAUGUCCGGAGCAGUAUCCACAAUCAAGAAAUGAAAACUGUGAUAGACGUGAAAAAUAAAGAGGUACAUCAGCUGGUUUCUGUUCAAAAUGAGCUGGAAAGAGAGCUACAUAAUCUACAAAGCACAGAGCAGGUAACAAAAUCAGAGAAUGAAAAGCUGAAACGCACAAACCAGGAUUUGAAACUUCAACUGGAGAAAAUACGAGACCAGCUGUCCGAAGCUCAAGACUGUCUGAGUGAGAUGAAAGAAAAAGUGAUUCAACAUGAAAAUAAACAGGAGACAGCAGAUAAUGGAGAACCAGAGAGCAUUUCAAGCACACAGUUCUACCAGAUUUUCUUUCAGGACUCCACUCAGAAAGAAAGAAAUAAUGAAGGUGAGACUGAAGAGAGCCAACCUCAGGAAUCUGCAGAACAUGCCGAGCAAAAUAUUACAACAUAUCCUAUUCCUAAUAACUUAAGAACAAGAGUAAUUUCUAUAGAAGAAGACCCAAUAUCUGAGUGUUUGCUAAAGCACCACAAACUACUAGAAGAUGUCAUUGUAGAAGAGAUGCCAACCCAAGAACCCCCUGGUACACAAUCAUUAAGUCAAGAAGGAAAAUUUCUUACUUCAGAAACAGAACUCAGUGCUUUAUUUCUAAGAAGGGAAACACAAAACCGAGAUACAGUGCAGAAGGAGGUAUCUACAGAUCUCACGGCUAUCCAGCAUCACUCUGAUGUAAGACAUAAAACUGAUAUUCUUCACAAACAAGAGGAAGGAAAUGAUGUCUCCAUAGCCAAAAGGGAUGGUCAGAUGGAGAAAAAAAAAAUAUCUCUUCCACUCUCAGAAAAGACAAGUUAUUGUCAAGAAAUCCAUGAAAUCCCAGACUAUGUAUAUAAGAUAAUGUUUGUUGGAAACUCAUAUGUUGGCAAAACUGCCUUUUUACAGAGAGUACACGAGGGCUCCUACAAGAGAGAUCUGUCUGUUACAAUAGGAAUAGACUAUCGUAUCAAAAUCAUAACUGUGGACAACAAGCAAUAUGCACUUCAGCUAUGGGACACUGCUGGACAGGAGAGGUUUCAUAGUAUCACAGAACAAUUCUUCAGAAAAGCAGAUGGUAUGGUGCUCAUGUAUGAUAUUACCUCUAGGGAAUCCUUCACUGCUGUGCGACACUGGCUGAAUUGCAUUCAAGAAAAAGUUAUAGAUGAUAUUAUCAUUCUACUUAUCGGCAACAAAAUAGACCGUGAUUCUGAAAGAAAGGUGCCAUAUGAUGAAGGGAAGAAGUUGGCCCAAGAGCACAAACUAUUAUUCAAAGAAUGCAGUGCAGCAUCCGGCAUUAACAUCAUGGAAUCACUGAGCCAGAUGGUCAGAUCCCUAAAGGAGCAUGAAGAUGAUAUGAAAAAUAAUGUGGUAACAAUAAGAAGAUCAAUAAGUCCAAAGAAAACAAGUUGUUGCAUGUAAAAUCUUAAAGAAUCCACCGUUUACAAAAAUCAAUCAAUCAGGUUGAACAGGUUAAACCAGAGGUUCCCAAACUGUGUGCCGUGGCUCCCUGGGGUGGCUCGGGACACUUGCAGGGGUGCCCUGUGUUGGUGGUCCAGGACCAAUUCAAAUUAUUCAUGGUCAAUAUAAUAGGCAAAACCAGUGCUGGUGGCUGCCAGUCAUAAAAUAUGUGGCCAAACAGAAGCAAAUCUUGUCCCUCACCACACAACUGACCCUAAGGAUGACAUAUAAACGCCAUCUACUUAAUGUAAUAUUUCUUUCUAAAUUUCUCAAUAAGAAAAUUUUGGCCUAGGGGUGCCGUGAAAACAUUUCUGAUAUUCUAGGGCGCCGUGAUUCAAAAAAGUUUGGAAACCACUGGGUUAAACAUUUGCUGCCAGUUUGAGGCAUACAUACUGUACUUAUUAAUCCUAGAUUUAUGAUUUGGGGUAAUAAUAUUUUUUUUUACUGUAAGAAAUGUAUAGUGAAACUGAAAAUACAGUAUGUGUUGUUUUGAAAAAGUGUUAAUUAAAGACGUAAAAAAAACAUAUCUCUUGUGGGUGCACUUUCAAAAUUCAUAAAGAAACUCAAUUAAAAAAAAAGAAGAAACACCAAA
Messenger RNA from Pseudophryne corroboree (corroboree frog), 2937 nucleotides. RefSeq names its product EF-hand calcium-binding domain-containing protein 4B-like. Gene Ontology annotation, molecular function: GTP binding; GTPase activity; calcium ion binding. The transcript has 16 exons. The record is from RefSeq and is a predicted model, not a curated record. Gene Ontology annotation, biological process: vesicle-mediated transport. Lineage: Eukaryota; Metazoa; Chordata; Amphibia; Anura; Myobatrachidae. The coding region runs from base 24 to 2306 and encodes 760 amino acids.